AUGGACGUAGAUGGCCCACCUUUCUUGUACUAUUGGUAUCAAUUUGCGAAAGCUCAGCUACCAAUAUGCCAUAUCAACAUUCAUCUAUCUGGCCGGAAUAGCCUAGUCAGUCGGCAUACCCUCCAUGUCGGAGAGAGACGUCAGCUUGUACUGAUAAGCAACGCCAACACAUCUGAUGAGAACAAAUGCUGUGAACCAACAGUUGCUUGCAAAGUCUCAGCCAUACCAAGCUUUGAGCAAGAUAACAAACAAGUCCUGGCUAGGACCAGGAUGUCAGAAUGGGGGAUAGGAUGUCGAACAAAUGGAUUGUACUGGCCAUAUGCAAGUCGAUUCGAGAUCAAGGGAUUGCCACGUCAGAGCAGCCUAGGCCAUCAUUUCCGGAGCGCGGCAUCGCUCCCCACCCAAGGGGCGAAAUUCCGUGGUAUUCAGGAUGUCAGAGCUCAUGUGCAGGAGAGAUAUGCCGUCUGUCCCUUGGCUUGUAUGGAGGGUGAGCAAAGGGGGUAUAUGCGGAUGGAAUGCUUACGUCCAACUUCGUCGGCGUAUGGAAAUGAGCCUCGGCAGGCUCAACAGCAAGGAAUAUUAGUGGACCCAAAUGAGUUGCUCAGAAUACUAUCUUUGGCGGAUUCAUCUUCCCCCCUCAGCUGA
Aspergillus niger is the source of this 645-nucleotide messenger RNA. RefSeq lists its product as uncharacterized. The coding region runs from base 1 to 645 and encodes 214 amino acids. The transcript is spliced from 6 exons. The record is from RefSeq and is a predicted model, not a curated record. Lineage: Eukaryota; Fungi; Ascomycota; Eurotiomycetes; Eurotiales; Aspergillaceae.